AUGUCGGUCGCUUAUGAAAAGGUUGCUAGCUUACAGUUCACAGCGUACCUCUUUUCACAAGUCACGGACGUAGAACUUGCGUGGCUUUGGCGCUGUCUUCUCAUCAUUGCGCAACCAGACGUGGACAUCAAGUAUCACAACAACCUGGUCAAUAUUUUCUUUCAGUUUAUACGCUAUGAUCUGUCUGGCUGCCUCGUGUGCAAACUGUGCAUUGUAUAUAAAGGUGAGUCCAGUCACAAUCGCAAGCAGGAGCAAAUCCAAAACUUGCUGGCUACGUUGUGCUAUCGCUCCUUUAACCGAAGGAAGUUCAAGCGCACGGCCGAUAUCAAACACAUUGAGUUUCAGUACAAUGUUAACUUGGAUCCUAAUGCUACUGUGCCGUGGGCCACCAUACAUACGGAGGACCACGCAGGCAAUCAUCAAUGGGCACAAGGAGAGAAGAGGAACGUUGGCUGCUGGUUCUCACUUAUGCAUCACUAUAAGGUUGAGACGCCAGUUUCGGGCUGGAACUUGCAUCCGCAGACCCACCGCCCGUACAAAUACCUCAAUACUUGCAACCACAUGAUGGGCGAGAAGGACAACAAUCCGAAUCUCAGCAAGUUCAACUGGAUCGAAUAUCCGUUCCAGCCAGGUGGUGAUGAAGAUGCAUUCAAAUAUGUGGUAGAUCAUGUGCCUACCAAGUGCAAUUUCUGUUCAUGUCUGUGCUUUUGCCGGGCACGAAAUGGCGGUGGCUGGUGCGACCGCCACCCAGGAGGGAACACGGUUUCACGAGAUGGCAAGUCUAUCUACUUGAAGCAUCCAUCCACCAAUUCACUGACAUCCUCUCAAUUAUUGAGUAUGGGCAUCUGCUUCUUCGUCUUGCCGUCAUUGGACGUGCUAGGUACCAGAAAACGAUAG
Molecule: messenger RNA, 897 nt
Organism: Peronospora belbahrii
Lineage: Eukaryota; Oomycota; Peronosporomycetes; Peronosporales; Peronosporaceae
Source: the annotation of a GenBank genome assembly